This is a messenger RNA of Xenopus laevis (African clawed frog), 1029 nucleotides long. RefSeq names its product C3a anaphylatoxin chemotactic receptor-like. The record is from RefSeq and is a predicted model, not a curated record. The transcript has a single exon. The annotation marks the transcript as partial. Lineage: Eukaryota; Metazoa; Chordata; Amphibia; Anura; Pipidae.
ACCAGUUUUGUGUUAUCUGUACUCACCUGUGCCCUGGGCUUAGUGGGCAAUGCUCUUGUUAUCUGGGUUACCGGAUUCCACAUGAAGAAACACGUUGGCAAGAUUUGGUUCCUGAACUUGGCUGUGGCAGAUAUUGUCUUUGUCUUCUGUUUGCCUCUUUAUUGUGUUGCCUUAUUUACAGACAAGUGGCUAUUCGGACGAUACCUAUGUAAAAUAUAUAAUUAUGUAUCUACGUGUAAUAUGUAUGCAAGUAUUUUUAUCAUAACUACCCUAACCAUCGACAGGGUUUUGGCAACAGCUAAACCAAUAUGGCACCAUAACUUUAGCUCUCGCUGUGUUUGUUACGCAACCUGUACAGUGAUUUGGGUAAUUACAGCUCUGUCCAGCCUUCCCAUAUUCUUUUUAAGCGAUGAAGUUAUUUAUCAGGAAAAUGUGCAGUGCAAACUGGUUUAUGUUAAACAGAGAAUAACUACACACAGACUUAGCAACAGAGACGUAACUGCACCACCCUUUCUUGGAGCACCUCUAGAUACUUAUCCUGCACCCCAAUCAGCAUGCGAAGUGGAUAUUGUAGAAACAUACUUUUUAACAAACUGCGUUAUAAUUCCUUUUCUAGUGGUUGGUUACUUUAUCCCAUUGUUUGUCAUACUAUUUUCCAAUGUAAUUAUUGCUCAGCAAGUGAGAAAGUCCGAGUCAGUGAAUACUUCCAGACUGUACAGAAUUAUAAUAACUGUUAUUCUGUUUUUUUUUAUAACAUGGACACCAGUGGUUAUAGCACAGAUUAUUUUGCUGGUCUCUCUGCACAAUCGCAACCUUAUACUCAUGUCUCAGAUGCACAGGUUUAUGCCUCUAAUGACCAGCAUAGCUUAUACUAACUCCUGUAUAAACCCUUUCAUAUAUGCACUGGUUGGUACUCAGCUUAGAGCAGAAAUUACAGAUUUCAUAAGUAGCAAAAGACAGUUGCUUUCAAGAAGCUCGACCUCUGGAAAAUCUUAUGCGGAACCAUAAUAAAUUAUUAUAAUACAGGUA